Gloeophyllum trabeum ATCC 11539 is the source of this 2688-nucleotide messenger RNA. RefSeq lists its product as uncharacterized. Lineage: Eukaryota; Fungi; Basidiomycota; Agaricomycetes; Gloeophyllales; Gloeophyllaceae. The coding region runs from base 1 to 2688 and encodes 895 amino acids. The transcript has 9 exons. The record is from RefSeq and is a predicted model, not a curated record. Gene Ontology annotation, biological process: regulation of DNA-templated transcription.
AUGUCUCAAUAUUCUAUGACAGGCCAGCAUAGGCCUCGAAAACGGGCGAGGACGAGCAGUGCAUCAGAAUGUGAAUCUUCAGCUUCGUCCAUAGGAUGUGAUAUGUCCGCCUUACAAAAGAUUGCUGCUGAAGAGAUCGACCUUGAGAUCGCUCUCAGACAGCGACUUGCCGCAACCAUUAGUGAUCGCAUAACCUGGGCUAUUUUGCUGCAGGAGUCGCUUUCUCGAGGACUUGAGGCUGGAGACAGCUCGAGCACAGACUUCCGAGCGAGCACUUUGGAAGCUUUGGCAGCCAUUGAAGCCCCUUCUAAUAUGUUGCUCUAUCGGGAACCCUUCUUGUUACCCACUCGCCGUCCGCAGCCUGAACCACGACCAGUCGCUCAACAGGAAUUAGUAUCACAGUCUAGACGCCGAGGACUUCGGAAGUCUCAGCUUUCCUAUAUCCCGAGCAAGCCCAAGCUCCUGUUUAUUCGUCACAACACGGACGAAGGCCCGGUUCUUGCCAAACUUCAGUGUCCAGACUGUGGUCGAGCCGACUUCCCCAAUUUGCAAGGGUGCUUCAACCACUGUCUCCUGAAGCAUAAACGGCAAUAUGGAAGUCAUGAUGAGUGCAUACAACAUUGUGCAGUCGUCGUCCCGGAAGAAGACAGGGAUUGGGCCGUUGCGAAUGGUACUGAAAUCAAUGGCGCCCAUCUUCCCGGUUUGCGCAGACUGUUUGAAAUUGCGGUUGGAGGUGCGGAGUCUGAAGAUGUGCGCAAACGCAUUGACGCCCGCAUUGCUCUCCCAGCCGUUAGCCAAUCCGAGGACGACAGGGAUCGUGAAGCCAGCGUUCACAUUACUCGCACUCUGGGUCUUCACAAGGACACGCCGAGCCUGGCCCUGUUCCUUGGGAAGAUGCCCCGUGAACGAUGCGUCAAUGCCCACAAUGAAGACGAGGAAGCGGACAUUGUGGGUGGUGCUUCGCCGCUCUUAGGGGAUGGCAGUACCAGACAUAGCUGGCAUAAGAUAUAUCCCCACCGCAAUAGAGCUCGCCCGGAAUUGGACAUUGUCCCUGAUGAAGCACAUAUGGAGGUGGACCAACCCGGUCAACUUUCUUCUCAACCUUCUGCUCUGCCUUCCGCUCCGGGCGGUAGUGGAAGCCGUUUCCACAUGACAGCACGAGUUAUUAUGACAGACCGGAGUCUCUCGAUACCAGUUGACCGGCGACCGUCGGGUAAUCCGACACACACCCAUCUGUGGAUAUUAUCAAUCGAUUCACCAUCCUACAGUCUGCACAUAUCAAGGUUCUUGGCGAAGGUCAUCAUUAGUUCUGUUACUGAACCGCCUCCAUCUACUCUCGAAAAGCCUAUAACCCUAACGGAACCGCCUUUCGCUGUUAUGAGCACUACGGAUAGGCCUUUUCUUGCCCGAGUUAAGUUGGAAUGGGCAGGGGCUCAAAAUCCGCCCAUGGAUAUAGAACAUUGGGUAGAGUUGGAAGAGUACAAAUACCAGUAUCAGAAUCCAGUACUAGGUGACGAACAGAUAUUGGACGUAGAGCUUGACCGGGGAACCGAAUUGUUACCCCUCCGGGAGAAUAACACCCAUCUUAAGUGGAAGGGCCUCGGUGAUCUCAAUACCAUUGACAGGGACGAGGAUGCCACCAACAUUUCGCGGCCGAGUUAUAUCGCGUCCCUCUUGAGCCUGUUACCCGAAUUCCCUAUGACGCUCAAAGACGUCAAGGGCCGAUCGCGGCCUCGAGUGCCAUACAGCCUGGUUGCCAACCUGGAACAGCUAAAGUCUUUAAUUCCCGGUCGUCGCAAGGCAAUAGAGUGGUCCCGAGCAAGGGCGUUGCAGGACGCUUAUCGGUCCGCAUACGAAGGGAGAGAGGAAUACGUGCACCUGACAGCCGGAGACGUAUACUGCUGGUUGGAGGAUGAGGGUCAUUUUCUACGGCCUCCCGUCUGCCUGGACAGCAAACAAGACAGCACUGACGAGCCCAACACAACCACUGUGGCUCUACAGGUGUUCUGUCAUGUUUGCGGUUUCACUGCCAGUCAUCAUGCUCAGGCCCUUUCCAAGGUGAAACAGGCUUCAAACAGCGUAGGGUGCCCCCUUUCGGCUAUUCGCGCUGUUCGCAUGCCUGUCUUCGACGUCAGAGCGUUGUUGGGGAGACUGACAGAUACAUCCGGCAGCAUGGUCAAAACGCCGUAUAGUCUAUCUCACACACUCCUGGAGUCUACGCCCAUCUCUCCUGUGAUCAUGGAACGCUUUAAAGCAUUGGAUCUGAUUACCGUCACCGACGCAGCUGUGACUCAGUCAAUAUACCAACUAGUCAGUUCCAGGGGCUUUAGACUGGGCCGAGGCGACAGCACACUGUCCUCCGGGCAGGCGAAGUUACCACUGGAGCAACUGGGCGCCGCUAAGCGCGAGGUGGAAGAAAAGCUCUCGAGCGCUGCGGUUCUAGCACUCCUAGUAAAGCCCCUGGUUCGCCAGCUCCUUAGCAACGCAGUAAACUCAAUGAAGAAACAGGACGAAGACAAUCAUACUCAAGGGUGCCGUCAUGGGGUCGGUCCCCUCCCAAGGGAAGUGCGACUGCUCACACCUAGGCAUAUUGUCGAAGGUCUGGGCAUGGGUGCACCGCGUGGACUUGCCGAGGAUUCUACGUCUCUAAUUUUGGGUCGUCUGGGAGAGAGCUUCCUGCACAUAUAA